GUAUAUUGUCUAUAUCCCAUUGUUUUUUCAACUUACUUUUUUUCUUCUUCUUUUUGAAAAAAAAAAAAGAAAAAAAAACAAAAAAACAAUGGCCAUCCACAUUAACAAAAUUUCCAUUUUGCUCAUAACCCUAAUUUCCAUUUCCCUUUCACAUCAAGCAAUUGCAAAUGAUCCAAAUGUAGACAAAGCAAAUGUGAAAAAUCUUGUCACUCCCCUCAUGGUUUCAACCAUAGCGAAAACCGAGGAGUUCGUUAAGACAAAUAUCAUAACACGUUUAGCUACCGUUAAAGAAAAUCCUAAUAAAGAUUGUCUCGAUACAUGCAAAGAAGUGUACGAGGACGCGGUCGAUGCCAUGAAAAAAACAAUAAAAAGUGUAGAUGAAGGAAAUUACGUAGAAGCUCUUGUGCAUGUUAGUGCUGUGGGAUCAUUCAUGGGUACAUGCAAAGAUAGUAUUGAGGAGAUACAUUGUGAUGUUAAUCCUGAAAUGACUAAAUUUGAGGAUUGGUCAAAUGGUGUUAUUAGUGAUGCUACAACUAAAAUUGCUAGUGUUGCUCAUUAAAAAACGAAAUCGAGAAAAAAUUUCGUUAAAAAUGUUCAAAAUUUGAUAGUUCUAUAUGUACAAAUAUAUAUAUUUAAUAUAUUCACAAUAUAUUAUUUCUC
Molecule: messenger RNA, 660 nt
Organism: Solanum lycopersicum (tomato)
Lineage: Eukaryota; Viridiplantae; Streptophyta; Magnoliopsida; Solanales; Solanaceae
Source: RefSeq, a predicted model, not a curated record